ACCUCCCAGUCCACCGUGGCCGCCUCCUCCUCCUCCUCCCAUUCCACCGUUCAUAUUCACUGCGACGGGCAUGUAGCCCCUCUGAACAGCUGCUUCGCUAUCGUUCCUCGUGCUGAUCGCUGAGAGCAGAGGGUCACGAUGGCGGAUGCGGCUAUAGGGUGGAUCAAGAUGUGAUGAACAUUGCGAUAUGGCAGGGGGGAGGCGUCUCAAAUUCUCUUUUGUUUGUCUCCGAGUGUGUUUUUGGCGUGAGGGUGUGCCGCGUGAGAGAGAACAGCUGAAACGCGACUGUAGAGCCAAUUGUGGCAGUUUCGGCUUGGAAUGCAUCGAUGCCAGCGUGAGCGGGCGUACUGUCUACAGGGUGUACAAGGGAGAUCUUUAUGAUAGCCAGAAUACCUCUGUCCUACGAGAUACCCGUAGAGAAAAGCACAGGGGGUCUAGAUACCACCGGCAGGAUCAGAUGAACAGAUGGAUUGUGGCGGGGAAGAGCCUUUCUCGGCAUCUGAUUUCUGGUCGAGAACCAGUACAACUUGGUCUGCCGAUUUGUACCGACAGACUCAAGGGCAGGGCAGUGCACGAGAAUGGUGCUCUACAGCUGUUCUACGGUUCUCUGUCAAGGUAGCCAGCCUGCACCGUAGUAGACGGCCCGAGCUUCCAUGGCAAGCCUCGUGUUGAUUGACCCUCGUGUGCAGGUGGCUGCCCCGGACCAGCCACGAUGGGGGAGGAUAUUGCCUUGCGUGAUACUAUACCUGCUUUACAGGGUCAAGACU
Kockovaella imperatae is the source of this 767-nucleotide messenger RNA. RefSeq lists its product as hypothetical. The transcript has a single exon. The record is from RefSeq and is a predicted model, not a curated record. Lineage: Eukaryota; Fungi; Basidiomycota; Tremellomycetes; Tremellales; Cuniculitremaceae. Bases 188 to 619 code for a protein of 143 amino acids.